AUGGCACUGUCUCUCGAGGUAUUAGCCGCGGCGACGACGCCCGGCUGGCGUUCGCUACCCAAGAUCUUUGCCCUCGCCGUUUUCCUACUUCUCAUCCUCAUUGUUGUCUCGAAGCUUCGGAGAGACUUAUCUAGUCGGAACUUCAGGACCCAGCACGGAUGCAAACCAUGCCGCAAGUUCCCUCUGAGGGACCCCAUACUGGGGCUAGAUUUUAUUAUCACCAAUAUCCGGGCCUUUCGAAACCACCGCUUCCUCGAGCUCCUCUCGACCCGGUUUCGCGAGGCCGGGCCGACCUGGGAGGUCCGCGGCUUCCACCGCCGGUCCAUCUUCACGGCCGAUCCGGAGAACGUCAAGACCCUCCUCUCUCUACAAUUCAAGGACUUCACCCUCGGCGGCCGGCAGCGCAUAAUGGGCCCUCUUCUCGGUCAGGGCGUCUUCGCCAGCGACGGCGAGGAGUGGGCGCACUCCCGGGCGUUGCUCCGGCCCAACUUCGCGAGGGAGCAGGUCGCCGACCUGGGCCUCAUCGAGACCCACGUUGCCCGCCUGUUCCGCCUGCUUCCCGGGGACGGCGCCACCGUCGACCUGCAGCCGCUCUUCCACCGCUUUACCCUUGACUCCGCCACUGACUUCCUUUUCGGAAAACCAACCAGUACCCUUAUCGACGCAAGGGAGAAGGACCUUGAGUUCGCCAAGGCCUUGCGGUACUCACUCGACCACAUGGCGUUCCUCCUCAUUGCGGGCCCGCUGCGUCGGUUCUGGAAGGGCGACCCGGAGUUCCGCAAGGCGAACCAGAUCUGCCGCUCGUACGUUGACACCUUCGUGGACGAGGUGCUGGCGUACAAGAAGGCCGGGGCGCCGGUUGACACGGUGGUCGAGGAGGGCGGGAUCCGGCGGAACUCGUUCCUCAGGGACCUCGCCAGCGCGACGAACGACAAGGGGAAGAUCAGGGGUGAGCUGCUCAGCUUGCUGCUUGCCGGGAGGGAUACGACCGCCAGCCUGUUGAGCAGCUUGUUCUAUCACAUUUCGCGGAGGCCGGAUGUGUGGGCGAGGCUGAGCGAGGAAGUCGACGCAUUAGAGGGCCGGAGGCCGACGUACGCGGAACUGAGGAACCUGACCUAUGCGAACGCAAAAGUCGCCGUCCGUGACACGGUACUCCCUCGCGGCGGCGGCCCGGACGGAGAAUCACCAAUGUACAUCCCGCAAGGCCUCAAGGUCCUCUACUCCACAUACUCAAUGCACCGCCGCAUAGACAUAUGGGGCGCCGACGCCGACGAGUUCCGGCCUGAGCGGUGGGUUGGCGCGAGGCAUGCCUGGGAGUAUCUCCCCUUCAAUGGAGGACCUAGAGCCUGUCUAGGCCAGCAAUACGCCAUCACGGAGACGCUCUACAUUAUCACACGAUUCGUGCAGGAGUUUCGGAGUAUCGAGGCGUGCGACAACUUGCCCUGGACCGAGACGCUGGGCUUGACGGUGACUCCGGCUCAUGUUCGGGUCAGUCUUUGCCGGAAGCAUUAG
Diaporthe citri is the source of this 1512-nucleotide messenger RNA. RefSeq lists its product as uncharacterized. The transcript is spliced from 3 exons. NCBI's taxonomy places the organism in Eukaryota, Fungi, Ascomycota, Sordariomycetes, Diaporthales, Diaporthaceae. The record is from RefSeq and is a predicted model, not a curated record. Gene Ontology annotation, molecular function: iron ion binding; oxidoreductase activity, acting on paired donors, with incorporation or reduction of molecular oxygen, reduced flavin or flavoprotein as one donor, and incorporation of one atom of oxygen; heme binding. Bases 1 to 1512 code for a protein of 503 amino acids.